Molecule: messenger RNA, 2062 nt
Organism: Scophthalmus maximus (turbot)
Lineage: Eukaryota; Metazoa; Chordata; Actinopteri; Pleuronectiformes; Scophthalmidae
Product: tripartite motif-containing protein 16-like
Exons: 2
Coding region: 218-1891 (557 amino acids)
Molecular function (GO): zinc ion binding; protein binding
Source: RefSeq, a predicted model, not a curated record
GCUGUGAUCUACAACCUGGUCUGAAUCUGACGCUCGGACAUCGAUUGCUUCUGUCUCCGCCCCUCGUAUAUAGGAACACUUCCUGGUUGGUCCCGCAGUCCAGUGAAGUUCUCGCUGUUGGAGCUGUGCCCGUCGCUUCCCGGUUCUCAGGCUGCUUUUCUGCUUGAAACAAGGCAUCGUCUCUCAUUCAGACAGUCGUUCGUCACUGAGAGGCAAAAUGUCGCACAAAGAAGUUGAGGUUGAGCGGGAAUCCAUCUCUUGUACCGUCUGUCUGGAUCUACUGAAGGAUCCUGUGACUAUUCCCUGUGGACACAGCUACUGUAUGAGCUGUAUUGAAACCCACUGGGACCUAGAGGAUGGCAGCAUAGGCCACAGCUGCCCUCAAUGUAGACGGACCUUCACACUGAGGCCUGUCCUGGUGAAAAACAUCAUGUUGGCUGAUUUAGUGGAGCAGCUGAAGAAGACUUCUCCUGCUGAUCACUGCUUUGCUGGAGCUGAAGAUGUGGCCUGUGAUGUUUGUACUGGGAGAAAACUGAAAGCUGACAAGUCCUGUUUGGUUUGUUUGGUCUCUUAUUGUGAAAAACACCUCAAGUCUCAUUAUGAUGUACCUCAGUUAAAGAAGCACAAGCUGGUGGACCCCAUGAAGAAGCUCCAGGAGAAAAUCUGCUCUCGUCACGAUGAGGUGAUGAAGAUGUUCUGCCGCACUGAUCAGCAGUGUAUCUGUUAUGUCUGCUCUGUGGAGGAACAUAAAGGCCACGACACAGUCACAGCUGCAGCAGAAAGGACCGAGAGACAGAGAGAGCUCGAGCUGAGUCGACAACAAAUCCAGCAGAGAGUCCAGGACAGAGAGAAAAGGUUGGCGCUGGUUCAACAGAAGGAGGAGGUUGUCCGUGCCUCCGUUUUUAAAGCCGAGAGUUGCGUUGAGAAUAUCUCGGAGCUGCUCACAACACUGUCACAUCAGAUCAGAGCCCAGAAUAGACGUGAAUUGGAACAUCUCGAAGUUGUUCAUCACAAGCUGGACGAUGACAUCACUGAGCUUGAGAAGAAAGACGCUGAACUGAAUCAGUUCUCACACACAGAGGAUCACAACCAGUUUCUACAAAACUACCCCUCACUGUCACCACUCAGUCCGCCUGCACACUCAUCCAGCAUCGACCUCCUUCCCUUCAGGUACUUUGAGGACGUGAGAGCAAAUUUUUCAGAGGUCAGUGGUCGAUUAAAGGGAGUCCUGACUAAGCUGGUGAAUAGCGUCACACUAACAGUGAAUCAACUGGACGUUUCACCAUCAGAGCCCAAGACCAGAUCUGGACUCCUACAGUAUUCAAAGGAAAUCACACUGGAUCCAAAUACAAUCAGAUCUGGUCUGUCAUUGUCAUGUAACAUCAGGAAGGUAAACGUAGGAGUGAUAGACUAUGAGCCGUAUCCUGAUCACCCAGACAGAUUCACAUCACAGUCUCAGGUCCUCAGUAGAGAGAGUCUGACUGGACGUUGUUACUGGGAGGUGGAGUACACGGCAGAAACUGUAGUGGCAGUCGCGUACAAGAGUAUAAUCCGAAGUGGGGACUCCAAUGUGUCUGGAUUUGGAAAACAAAAUGAUGUAUCUUGGGCGCUCAGUUGUUUCAGACACAGUUAUAACUUUUAUCACAAAGGUGUCGUCACUCGAAUCUUUGGUCCGGUGUCCUCCAGAGUCGGAGUGUACCUGGAUCACAGUGCCGGUGUUCUGUCCUUCUACAGCGUCAAAAGAAAAAUGACUCUCCUCCACAGAGUCCAGACCACGUUCACCCAGCCGCUCUAUGCUGGAGUUGGGGUUUACGAGAAAGAUUCCACAGCAGAGAUCUGUUCAAGUAGACUAUUAAUGUAUUCUAAAUCAAGUUUCUCUGAUGUUUCAUAAGCUGUAAUGAUCGAAAUCAACGAGGAGAUGAAUCAUUACUGUAUUUUUCCAUAUCUCCAGAUUCACGUUUAACAAACAGACUGUGAGGAUGAAGUGAAUCUGUCCACUGAACACAAGUCACUGUAAAGACUUUAAAAACGUGUGAACAAUAAAGAAGUUUUUCCUACAGAA